AGUGACUUUCGUUUUUAUAGCUGACCUGAUGAUUAAUUUUAAUAAUACUCACAGAGACCAGCAUUUCAGCAUACUUGUUUGGAACUCCUGGGACUUACAGUAGGUGUUCAUUUCUACAAGUCAUAACAUAAGUAUAAUGGAGUUCCUAUUUUGCCACAAGGAUACAUUUGCUAGAUUGCACUGUAGACUUCAGGAUUUAAGAAGUCAGGAACUUCCCCUGAAACACUGUUAUCACCAACAGAGGAUGGAAAAGAGGACGUAGCAAUGCAGAAAGAUCAUAUGACUGCGUAUUGCUUCACAUUUUCUGUGUGAAUCAGGCAAGGGAAAUGAGGAGAAUGAUUAGGGGUGUCUGGAAAAAUAUCUGCAAUAUCCCAACUGCACCCACCACCAGAUUUAACGCUGAAGGACUUAGACAUUGCUUACAAUCAGAGAACGUCUACAAUUAAAACCCAUGGAAUGCUGAAAUUUCUGCCAACAAGCUAGACUACGUCACUUGUCUGCGUAUCUUCUUUUGUGACUCUGACAGGCAGGUUUAGUGCUGACAAGCGUAAAACAAUCUUCACCCUAAUAUUCGUCAUUCCUUGCACACGUCUUGUGACUGCUGUAGCACACUUUCGUAUGGCCGUUUCUACUUCCUGUUUGCCGUCUUGCAUUCCAAGGUGUUGAGAUUUGUCCCCCACGGUUCCUGUCUCUUCGUCUGUCUUCCCCUGAGGUGCUUGAGCGGCCUGCUUGCUCGCACAAGAAGUGACAGUGAGGUGUGUGCGGCUUUUGAAAACAGCAGGAGGCUGUUCUCUGCACAGGAGCCUUGUUGGCAUGCAGGAUGAAACCACUGCGCUGCAUUGUGGGAGAAGAUUCCCUGUGCGCCUGCCAGAAUUGAAGCAAUUGAUGCAGUUUGCAGUUCAAUUUGUGGACACAGAGCCACUCAUCUGCCAGUUCUGUCAUUGGGCUCCUCUGUCACGUUCACACAGGCACCAAAGUGCCACAUUCGUUUGUUUUUGAAAGAGAUUUAUUUUUUCCGAAGCCAAACCCAUUUUACCUAGUUUUUGCCCCACUGCCAUGGGGGUGGGCGCGACUGGAAGUGGGAACCCUUGUGUGAUUGUGCCCGAGUGGCUCUUGUGACAGCAGUGAAAGUUGGAUCCCCCACCGAAGUCACAGGCUUCUCUUGAGAGCCCCCUCCUUUGUACCUUUGAUCUAUGAUAGCAACAGCCGCAUUCUGAAGAGAAAGGUGAUUAGAGCAAUUGAAAGAUAGUGUUUCCAGUUCAGCGCCAACAAAAGGCUGGCUGUGCCCUUGCUGUCGCAUACCUAGCCCUCUUCUUGGCUUCUUUCAUCAUCGAGGGGCUGCUUUGCAUGGGUGACAGCAACUUCAAAUACUGGCUAUCAGCUUUAGUAACAAAAGUCUGUCGGCUCUACUGUCUGUAAACUCGUGUGAAAAGGCUGGAAAUAAGGUGCAGACAUUAUAAUAAUGAGCUGGUGUGUAUAAAAGUACUCACAAUAGGCACAACUGUUUUGCCUUAUAUUUUAGGAUUUUUAAACUAUAGAUUUUGUAUUUUGGCAUUUAAUGCAUGUGCUGUGUAUAUUUCUGAAUAUUAAAUACACCCGGCAUAUUUUAAAUAUGUCUUUGGCAGUAGUGUGUCAAACUUGCAAUUUCUUGUUGCCCGACGUCAUAAUGAGCAGAGUGAAAACAGUUGGUGCAAAAAUGUCUUCUACAGAGUCUUGCAUGUAGUUCUUUCACAUGGGUCUGCAAUUGCAAAACUGGCCUCAAGAAUUCUUAAAAGGAUUCAAGCUGCUCAGAGUCUGCUGAGUCAUAAUUACCUGGUUUCAAGUGGGUGUCAUUCCGUGUGCAAGAUGAGAAAGUCUACAGAAAGCAGACAAGAGUCUUUGGUUUCACUUAAUUUUCUUUAGUCAGGCCUGACAGUUGUUCAACUUGAAAAUGUUACCAGGCAGGGUAGGAGACUGACUGCUGAAGAUGCUAUGACUCAUGGUGUGGUAGCUUUGAGCUGCUGCUUCUGUGUCCCUAAUAUGUUUCACAGUUUCUGAAUUUUUGAAAGGAGCUGUCAUGUGACAGAACCUCUGCACUCACAGAGAUGUAGGACAAGCAGUCAACUUCCGUCUCUGAACAGCUUGAUCGUCCGCUGUUCCGCUCCUCCCUCAAUGAAGCGUCACGGCUUUUGAUGUCAUGAUGUUCCUGCGAAAGAGGCCACCUGCUUCUGGGAUGAAAACAACCCGCAGAGCCAGAAAAAUGACAACGUGAAGACUGCUGGGAAGGAUAACCUGGUUCCUGAAGGCAACAAUCAGCGAUGGGCUUCCCAGCAUGCUAUGCAGGUGGCCCGCACUAGACAGGACUUGAUGGAUCGAGACACUUUGGUGGGGGAAAUAAAGAAAAUGGGAAAUAAGUAUCCCAGGUUGACAAGUCAUUAUCGCCUGGGGCUGCUGAAACUCACCACAAGGACUACUGACUGGGUGCCCGUGAGUGGUGCAGAGAGAUGGCUGUGAAGCUGACGUCUGUGGUCAUGCGGAGCCGAAUGGUUCAGCUGCUCCUGGUCAACACGCUGGCCUGCGGGCUGGAGAUCUGCAUGGCGGCAGGGACCACCUAUGUACCCCCACUCCUGCUGGAGGCCGGGGUUGAGGAGCGGUUCAUGACCAUGGUCCUAGGACUGGGUCCUGUGCUGGGGCUCGUGUUCAUGCCACUGAUUGGCUCAGCCAGUGACCAAUGGACGGGGCGCUAUGGCAGAAGACGGCCAUUUAUCUGGGCCCUGUGCCUGGGGGUCCUGGUCAGCCUGAUCUUCAUCCCCCAAGCGUCGCGGCUGGCCAGCCUCCUGUCCCUGCACAGCCGGGGCCUGGAGGUGGGGCUCCUGAUCGUGGGGAUCGGCCUACUGGAGUUCUGUGGCCAGGUCUGCUUCACGCCCCUUGAGGCCCUGGUCUCCGACCUCUUUCCGGAGGAGGAGGAGAACCGGCGGGCCUUCUCGGUCUACUCGCUCAUGAUCAGUCUGGGCGGCUGCAUCGGGUACCUCCUGCCAGCCAUCAACUGGAACGCGGGGCCCUUGGCAUCGUACCUGGACGGGCAGGAGGUCUUCACCUUCACCCUGCUCACACCCAUCUUCCUUGCCUGUGUGCUGGGCACCAUCUUCAUCUCAGAGGACGUUUUCCGUGGCGAAGCUUCAGUCAGGGAAGGGAGCCCUGCCCGGCGUUGCUGCUACAGCCCGUGGCUGCCCCUCUUCCGCCCCCACCACCUGACGUCUGUCCUGGGGGGCUGCUGCACCCUGCUGCCCCGGCUGUACCGGCUGUGCCAGCGAGUGCCCAGUGUCAUCAAGCGGCUCUUUGUGGCUGAGCUGUGCAGCUGGAUGGCACUCAUGACCUUCAUCCUCUUCUACACGGACUUCGUCGGCGAGGGGAUCUACAAGGGGGUGCCCAGCGCCCAGCCUGGCAGUGCGGAGAGGCUGCGCUAUGACGAAGGCGUGCGAAUGGGCAGCCUGGGGCUGUUCCUGCAGUGUGCCACCUCCACGGUCUGCUCCUUGUUCAUGGGCAAGCUGGUGGCCCGGCUGGGGCGGCGGGCUGUCUAUGUGAGCAGCGUGGUGCUCCUGGUCCUGGCCACGCUGGCCACGUGCCUCUCUCACAGCGUGGUCACCGUCACCGCCAUGGCGGGCGUCACCGGGUACACCUUCUGCACCCUGCAGAUCCUCCCCUACACCCUCACCUCCCUCUACCACACCGACAAACAGCUAUUUUUUUCCUGGACGAAAGUAAGAGGCGUGGCAGCCCCUGAGAAAACAGAGAAGUUUACCACUCAGGUACCACUCAGCAGGCACUCUGUGACCCUGAAACCACACUACAGCAAUGGCCACCCAUGUGGGAUGCCAGGGCUGGGGCCUUCAGAACCAGGCCUCCCUGCCUCUGCUUUUGGCCGGUAUGUCUCUGUGCCUGCUGAGGCUCCCCCCUGCCCCAGCACACCGCCUCCUGCUGGUCGGGGCAUGUGUUUGGACCUGGCCAUCCUGGAUAGUGCCUUCCUGCUCUCCCAGGUGGUGCCCUCCCUCUUCUUGGGCACCGUGGUCCAGUUCACACACUGCAUCUCUGCCUACAUGGGCUGUGCCUCGGCUGUUGGGUUAGUUGCUGUUUACUUCUCUACCAAAGUGAUCUUCGACAGGAGCGAUCUGGAGCAAUGAAGGCGGCUAGCUGGAACAGGACCAGGACCAUCCCUGAGCUGGGUCAACGGGCAUGUAAACUGAGAAGAUCGCUGCAGCAACAGCAGGGACAGAGUCACAGGGGAGUCCCCCUGAGUCACUAAGGGACACUCUCUGGGGACUUUGAACUGCUAUGCAGGUUAACCUGAUUUUUGGGGGUGUUUGUGAGUUUUCAAGACUGUAGCUGUUCACAAUGUGAAUAUGUGUAAAUCUAGAUUUUGUAUUGGAAAUCUUGGAAUAGAGUCAGAUUGUUUUAUUUAUGUUAAGAAGAUUUCUGGGGGAAGUAACAUGGAAUGACAGACGUGAGAAGCCCAAGGCUGGGGGAACACCCCUUAUUUUGAGCAGAGCUGAAGCAUCUUUCCUCUGCUACUCAGUUUAUGUCAGUUUGCAGACUCUACACGCAAAUCUGUGAGUGCAAUGAGUGAAACUCAGGGUUCCUAAUGAAGAAGUGCCUAAAGAGAUUGAAAUAAUUUGAUUAUUUCUAUGUGCAAUGUGUUCUCAAUAGGAAGAAAAAAAAAACAUGGUUAUACACAGUAAUACAAUGUCAUUCCUCAUUCAUGUGCACAUUGCACAUUCAUUUUCUGAAAACCAUUUAAUAUUCAACUUUACCAUGUUAAAGCAAUUAAACAUCAUAAUGCAGGGAUUGUAAAAAACACUUCUGAGAAAUGAUAACCUAAUAGCAAUGAAUACAGGGUGUGUAUAAAUUAGGUUAAUGAAAACCGCAGCUCUGCAGGUCUCUAGCUCUCUUUAAGAACGUGCAAAGAAACCAGAAAUAUUGCCAACUAUUUGGCCCUGUAGCCCAUUUGGUUGGUUGAUUUGAGACUUCCCGAGGCAGUGUUUGAAGGACACCAGAGUAGGGGAUUUGACAGUGAAUGCAGCUGGGGAGCAAUGAGGUAAAAUAGAGUCAGCUGAUCCAAUGAAUUUAGAGGUUUACAGAUGUCUUUCAUUGAACUAAUUGCCUGACCCAUUUACUGUGCUGGUUUGUUUGUGAUGUUUAUCAGCUAGGUUAAGUAUAAUCUAGGGACCGGGCAGGACUGUGACUCUUUGUUUCUACACUUGGCCUCCACCAAUGACAUCGACUUUUUUCAGCAUUUGACUUUGUAUCACCCAGGACCAGAAAAAAUUCUGUCAGCAACAUUUCAGUAAAUAGCCUAAUAUCAUUUUCCUGGGAGGUAUUAUUCUUCAGUGCUCUUUUGUGUGUGAGUGUAUGUGUGUGUAUAUGUUAAAGUAUAUAUAUGUUACAGUGUUGCUUUUUGAUAUGUGGACCUGAAUACAGGACUUAAUGACCUGUAUGUGACAUGCCAGACACUCCUGUCAAUGCUAGUUUGUCACUAAUGAAGGCUAUUUAUUGUUACCAAAUGCACUGGACAUGAAUGCUCAAGGUGUAGGCUGUGUGACAUGAUGCUGGGGGUUAUUAAAAUAGAAUGCACUUUGACAAACAGGUAUUUUACUUUGUUACACAGCUCUGUUAGUAACCCUCUGCGCAUUUUAUGCAGUUACAGGCACAGGUAUAGACACUCCUUCUGAUGUUUAACUGUAAUUGUUUGACCAAAUCAGACACCUAGUAAGUAGCAGUCUGAGAAUUCUAUUAACUCUCUAAUCUAAGACACAGGGUAUGAAGAAAAUGUCUGUAGAAGUUUCUAGAUUUUUAGCACAUAUAAAUACUUAUGUCUGCUAUUGUAAUCAUUAGACUGGUCAAGUACUAUGAUUAAAGAAGGGAUAUAUUUAAAAUCUAAUGUUAACAUUCUAUAUAUUAAUGUUUGUUGGUAGAUGGAAUUGUGUUACAAAACCACAUAGCAACAAGAUAUUACAGUACAUGCAUGAAGGAUGAAUGUGCAUUUCAAAUGUCAAAUGGGAUGAACAGAUCAUCCUGUCAAGAUCACAAUGUAUUCAGUCUUAGUUUGCAACUUUAAUUAUAGGUACUUUAUAACUUGGAUAGUGGGAAAUUGUAUUUGUACUGUAUAUAUAUAAGGGUGAAAAUGGGAUAUUUAUUUUUUAUUAUUUUUAAGGGAAUUUUUCACUCAGUUUUAAGAUAUAUUUUCUAUGAGAAAAUGAGUACAUUAUUUAUUAAAUACUUAAUAAAAUUAUUGUAUAGCUAAGACAUCAUUGAAAAGAAAGAUAUAUAAAUAUAAAGAGAAAUUCAGUAUACCUCUAAGGCAUCCAUGAAAAACCUUUAACUUCAGAAGAUUAGUUUUUAUCAAAUGCUUGAAUUGAAUGUGAUGUUAGGCUGCAGGAACUGAGAAAUUCUGAAUUCUUAGGAAGGCAAUUCUGUCAUUAACCCAAAGCAGUAUCUCUGUCAUGUUUGCUUCGGAAGUCUUUUGGCUUUGAUAAUGAAACAAACCGUGUGAGGUAGCAUCCUUAACUGGUUAAGCCAGAUAUAACCAAGUCGACCUACCAGUUUCAAUUAUAAAGGUAAUUCACUUUCUUAUGAAGCACCUGUUCUGAAAUGUACUGUAAGAACAAAUGGGCUUUGCUGAUGUUACCAUGAUGAGUCGUUCUGUCCUGCUUCUGCAAAUCUGUUGUUCUGCUAUUGAAAUGGACGUCAUCAUCCAGCUAUUUUCUAGUGAUAAAUAAUCUUUGUACUUGGUUUCUUGUACUUGUUUUGUUCAAGUUGCUGUGAAACACAAGGAUAAACGAUCUAGCUAGCAGCUACAUUUUCCAUUGUGCAGAGAAAGCUAUAAUGGGACAUAGAUUAUUUUUCUUGGGUCAUAAAUGAGCUUUGCAUCUCUUUCUUUGUCCUUAUGUGAUUUAAGCUUUAAGAGCAUUAAGAGAAUGGAUGGAUCUGGAUUUAGGGGAAAGGCCACAUUUAAGUAUAGUUCAUUUGUAUUUCUCAAAGAGAAUUUAGAUCCUGUUUUUGGACUCUUCCACUGUACAUAAACUGUGCAAAAUUCAACAACUGCUACAGAGCUAGGUCUUUUCCAGUUUCUCACAGAGUAACUUUGUUCAUAUUAAGUCAAACUUUUAACCAACCUUAGACUGCAAUUGACAAAACUAGUACUUAAUGGUUAAGGCUUUAUUGGCCAGAAAUGUAUUUCUUCUAUUAGAUGGAAACUACCUUGAAGUACAAAGUCUGCAAUUUGAGACUGGCAGUAGAGCCUUAAGUUCCAGACCUUAAGAUGUAGCAAGAUACAGUUUGGGUAUAAAAAAGAGAAAUCAAACUUUUUUAAACUUUAAAAUGAGUUAAUGUGCAUUUUGUAGUUUCUUUUUAGAGUGGGGAAAUUAGAAUCUGUAUGUAGGUAGAAAAGUGGAGCAAAUUCUGCACUGAAACAAUACAUUUGACGGUUGUCCUGGUGGUUUCUUCAAGCUUUUCCAAAGAACAGAUUCACCCAUCUGCUCCUUCUUUCUACAGAGUCAACAGGAUCUGUUGGCUCUUGAACAGAAGGCAUUUUCAAAUAAUGUAUUUAUGGUGUUACUUAAAAACUUUUUCCAAAGCUGCUCUGUAUCAAAAUGAAAAUGAAAAAUCAACAUUAAAUGAUGGUUUGUUACUUAAUGAAAUUCUUUUUUCCUUUUCUUUUAAAAAUGAUUGAAUACUGAUAGAUGAUCAAGAAAGGUCAUGUUGACAGAGGCCCAUUCCACCGGUCAUUCAUUACUCUUAAGUGAAUCAAUCACAGCACCUUCUAGAAUUGAAGACUCCCAGUAGCUCUGAGAAAAGUAUUUAUUAUACUGCUGUUAGAAGCUAGACAGCCUGAACUGAUGUUUUUUUCUUCCAAG
Lepisosteus oculatus (spotted gar) is the source of this 7889-nucleotide messenger RNA. The record is from RefSeq and is a predicted model, not a curated record. Lineage: Eukaryota; Metazoa; Chordata; Actinopteri; Semionotiformes; Lepisosteidae.